AUGAAUGUUACAUUAUGCAAGGAAGUUACCGAAGCAGAAAUUCAGAGAGCUGUUAAGCAACUUGGGCCUUUGAAAGCACCUGGUAAGGAUGGUUUUCCUGGAUUAUUUUUUCGAAAGUACUGGGAUAUUGUCGGUGUUCAAGUCAGUUCAGCUGUUAAGGAAUUUUUCACUUCGAUGAUAAUGCCAUCAUCUCUUAAUACUACUCAGGUAGUUCUUAUUCCUAAAGUUCCGAAUCUUGAAGAUUUAAGCUCUAUUUCGGAGAUGGCUAUAAAGCUAGAUUUAAAUAAAGCUUUUGAUCGUGUUGAAUGGGAUUUCUUACUUGCUGUAAUGAAUAAAAUGGGGUUUUCUUCUACAUGGCAAUCUUGGAUUUCGCAGUGUAUCUCGACUUCUUCUCUGGAAUUUUUUAUUAAUGAUGAGAUUUAUUGUACAAUAGAGCCUCAAAGGGGUUUGAGGCAGGGAGAUCCCAUAUCUCCGUACUUGUUUCUUAUUGUAGCUGAUGUUUUGUCUCGCUCUAUCUCAAACGCAGUUAAUAAUGGAUUAUUUUCUGGUAUCAAAAUGGCUCGUGAAUGUCCAACGGAGUAUUGUCUAGCCUCUGGUCAGAAGAUUAAUUUUUCUAAAUCUUUAGUUCUGUUUAGCCCAAAUACUAAUUCGGAGCUUAAACAGAAAGUUAUUGAUAUUUUGGGAAUUUCAAAAUCCUCUGGGAAAAGUAAGUAUUUGGGUCUUCCGGCUACUCUUGGUAAAAAUAAAUCAGAGGUGUUUGCUUAUAUUCUCGAAAGAGUUCUUAAAAAGAUGCAAGGUUGGAAGAGUAAGCUUUUAUCGCAGGCAGGAAGAGAAAUCUUAAUAAAAGCUGUUGUCCAGGCAAUUCCCUCAUAUGCUAUGCAUUGUUUUCUUCUUUCCCAGAGUAUGAUUAAUAAAAUUAUGACUGCAGUUAGAAGAUUUUGGUGGGGAGGUGAUUCAGAUAAGAAUUGUAUCUAUUGGCGAAAAUGGGAUCUUCUUACAAAGGCAAAAUCAGAAGGUGGAAUGGGGUUUAGAGAUUUAAAAUCUUUUAAUCUUGCACUGUUGGCCAAGCAAGGCUGGAGGCUUCUUGGUAGAGAUAUUUUGUUAACUGGAAUUCGUUGGCAAGUGGGUAAUGGCAGAAGUAUAAACUUUUGGUGUGAUCGUUGGAUUCCCAAUAAUCAAGGCUUUUUCGUUCGAGAUGCUAAGGGCCCUUUUAAUGUUAAUUCUUCUGUAGCUGAUUUUAUUUCAUCGGGUAAAUGGAAUCUGAGUAAACUUAAAGAAUGUGUCUCCGAUCAAUCAGUUUCGGAAAUCUCUGCUAUUCCGAUUAGCCGAACGAAUGCUAAUGACCGUCUUGUCUGGCACUUUGACUAUAAAGGUAACUAUACGGUCAAAUCUGGCUAUUACGUUGCUCUCAGCCUUAAAGAUUCAUCUACGCAGCAUGCUUCUUCUUCUUCAAAUCCAAGCAAAUCUUUUUGGAAACUCUUAUGGUCCAUCUCUGCUCCGCCAAAAUUAAAACAUUUCUUGUGGAGAAUUUGUUCGAAUGCUUUGUGGUUAUCUUCUAUGAUAUCAAUGUUUGAGUCGAAGAAGGAUGUGUUGUUUUUCCUUUCGACAUUUGCUUUUGUGGGAUGGUCUGUUUGGGUAUCCAGAAAUAAGUUUGUUUACGAAAAUGUUCCAGUCAGCCAUGUUUCAACUUUAAAGGCUAGUGUUCAAGCUCAGGUGGAGUUUUUAUCUUUAUUAGAAACAUCAUGUUUAGAGUCUAGAAGCUCCACAGUUGUUUCUUCACUACAGUGGAUCCCUCCCCUUGUGAAUAAGGUGAAGUUUAAUUGCGAUGGAGCUUUUAAAAAUGGCUCAGCGACUAUCGGAGUUAUUGGGAGAGACCAUGUGGGGCAGCUUGUUGAUGGUCUGGGUUGUUCUGUUAAAGCUGUCUCCGCACUUCAAGUGGAAUUAAUAGCAAUUCGAGAAGCAUGUCAAGCCAUCAAGAGUCAACAAUUAUCUUCUGCAAUUGUAGAAUCUGAUUGCAAAUUUACUGUUGACCUUUUAUCUUCGAGCCUGGAUCCUCCUUGGAGUUGCGCUGUUUUAGUUGAAGACAUCAAAGUUAUAGCUUCUCAGUUUUGUACCGUCUUCUCUUCCGUGCCUCGUCAUUGGGUUGCAAAACAAGCUUUUCAUGGUCUGCUCCUUCUUGAUUGGGUUUCUAGCCCUCCAGCUGAUUUGCUCUCUUUAUUGAGCAGUGAUUUCUCUCGUGUUUCUUGA
Messenger RNA from Daucus carota subsp. sativus, 2247 nucleotides. RefSeq lists its product as uncharacterized. Gene Ontology annotation, molecular function: RNA-DNA hybrid ribonuclease activity; nucleic acid binding. The transcript has 5 exons. The record is from RefSeq and is a predicted model, not a curated record. Lineage: Eukaryota; Viridiplantae; Streptophyta; Magnoliopsida; Apiales; Apiaceae. The coding region runs from base 1 to 2247 and encodes 748 amino acids.